AGUUUUGUUUACGUUUUCUAUUUUACUUAUUUCCUUGAUAAAUAUCCGUUAUACCUUGAGAUAUUAAAAGGGAUAUCGUUGAAACAAAUCUCAAAUAAGAAUAAAAUAAUACGUAUUCGUUAUGGAAAAUCUCAGAAACAUUUGGAAACCCGAACUAUAUCGCAUUCAAUUAGAAGCCCCGAAGCCGCACCGUAUAAUUUGUGAGACCUGUCCGGAUAAGCCCGAGUUUUACGGCAAGGAAUACCAUGGCAUUCUGGGUCACAAAGAAGCUACUUUACGAUUACAAAAUGAACCGAAUGGUGCAUAUCUUAUUAGAAAAGGAAACGAUUUUAAUGACUUUUACACCUUAACAUGGAGGUUUGAUGACAGAAUCCAUCAUUACAAGCUAUAUUACGAUGGCACACACUACCUCAAAGACAAGCGGUACGACUGCAUCUAUGACCUGGUCGCGGAUGGACUCAUCACAACACACAUGGAGCUUAAAGCUCGACACAUCCUGGAGAUGAUCAACUCUCGGACCAGCUAUACAGAGAGCCCUUAUGUCACAUUGAACAGAAGGAAACUAAACACUUUGCAAAGAAAGCAGCAAGCAAGCAGACAACUCCCAAUAACAACUACAGACAACACAAGCACCUUAGAACUAGACAAGAAGCCUGUAUUGGACCUCACACCCUCACUUGAAGACAACCCUCUGCUCAACAAAUACUCUAAAAGCCACACCUUUAAGGUCCACACAUUCAAAGGCCUGAAUUGGUGUGAGCUGUGUGCAAAUUUUCUGUGGGGAUUCACAGCACAAGGUGUCAAAUGUGAAGAUUGCGGUUUCAUAGCCCAUUCAAAAUGCUCUGAACGCGUCCCAAACCACUGCGUGCCCGACUUGAAGAAGAUCCGCGGCGUGUUCGGCAUAGAUUUGACGACGUUGCUGAACGCGCACUCCAGCACGCUGCCGUUCGUGGUGCGCAAGUGUGUGAGCGAGAUAGAAGCCCGGGGCAUGGACUCCGAGGGUAUAUACAGGGUGUCCGGGUUCGCUGACGAGAUUGAGGCGUUGAAGAUGGCUUUUGACAAAGACGGCGAAGCAGCAGACCUGAGUCAAUUCAGCAACAUUAACGUUGUUGCCGGCACCUUGAAGUUAUAUCUCCGACUGCUGCCCGUGCCCCUCAUCACCUACGACGUGCACCCCAAGUUCGUGCAAGCCACACAAAUGAAGACUCCGUCAGAUCAAGUGGGCAUGCUGCGGGAGUGUUUGGAACUUCUACCGAAAGCUCACUACAGCUGUCUGCAAUACGUGGUGCAACAUUUAUACAGAGUAUCCCAAAUGUCAGAGGUGAACAAGAUGGGGUCGCACAACCUGAGCACCGUGCUAGCCCCCACACUAGUAGCUACACCCCCAGCCGUCACAGACCUGUCCUUCGAGAUCCGCGCUCUACAGGCCCUCAUCGACUACUGCCCUGCCAUCUAUUAUCAGAACCAGUGAAUGUAAGGUUUGACGGACA
This is a messenger RNA of Cydia amplana, 1490 nucleotides long. RefSeq names its product beta-chimaerin (gene RhoGAP5A). The record is from RefSeq and is a predicted model, not a curated record. Gene Ontology annotation, biological process: signal transduction; regulation of GTPase activity. Lineage: Eukaryota; Metazoa; Arthropoda; Insecta; Lepidoptera; Tortricidae. Bases 122 to 1471 code for a protein of 449 amino acids. The transcript has 8 exons. Gene Ontology annotation, molecular function: GTPase activator activity.